Molecule: messenger RNA, 1008 nt
Organism: Symbiodinium pilosum
Lineage: Eukaryota; Dinophyceae; Suessiales; Symbiodiniaceae
Source: the annotation of a GenBank genome assembly
AUGCCUGUUCUAGCUUUGCAGGCGGGUGAUGUGGAGUCAGAUUCUGAUGAUGAUGAGGAGAGGCUACGCAAGGAAGCUCAGCAAAAGCAGGAUGCCUACCGCCAGAAAACCAUCGACAUGGAGCUGUCAAAGCUAACUGGCAUCAAAGGGGUGCCUGUGCCAAACCGACCAGCACCACCCCAAAGCCCUGGCAGGACUAAGAAAGCCAUUCCAAAUGAUUUUCUGGUGGCCAAGCCCAAGUCAGCACUGGAGCGAACCUUGAACAGCACCUUGGGACGUGCACUAACAAUUGUGGUGACGGUCCUGAACUUCAGUCUUCUUGUAUGGAUGACCACAAUCUGGAACUCACCACAGAUGUGGCUCUCUGGCCAAGCUUUGCCGGUUGCCUUCGUAACUUUCCUAGUUGGCACGCACUUUUAUACGGCUGUGCCAGUUCUUGCUGGCUAUUCUGGGCUGAUGGUCCCAGAGACCGGCGUGGACUGGAAGACGUACUUUGUCCUCUAUCGCAUGUCGUAUUUCACAUCCGUUCCCAGUGUUUUCCUGAUGUACUUUGGCCCCGGAGAGCGCCUGGCCUUUGGGGAGGCUGAGGGAGGCAUCGAGGACAUAAGCCUCACAGAGCUCACGCAAGCCUCCUACAAGUAUUUCCGUGCCUUUGAUGGCUUUGUUGCACUCAACUUGACUAAAGGGAUCACCGAGACCCUGGACAAGACGGUGCACAACCGCAACGUUCCUAGGCGCAGCCGCUAUCGCGAUGCGGAGAUUGUAAAUAACAGAGAGCCCUUCAGCAACGAGGAGGAGCCAACAGUUCCUCCAGGCUUCAUGGAGACCUACCGCAUAGCACCAGUGUUUUUGGAGUGGGUCAUUGAUGAGCUGUCUGCCUUGCUUUUGCUGGAUGGUUGGCCGGAAAGUCGGCUCCCAAACGUGACUCAUGGUUGGUACGAUGUUUGGCCAGAAGCUGGGCUAUUGUUGAAUAAAGUCUUACAGUUUUUUGUGUGUACAUGCAUUUAG